AUGUACUUGUUGGUCUAUGUGGAUGAUAUUAUCUUGGUCAGCUCCUCUCAGUUUGCUGCUAAUGCUCUUAUUCGUUCCCUUGGUGCUGAUUUUGCUGUCAAGGACCUUGGGCACCUUCACUAUUUUCUUGGAGUGGAGGUUGCUUCUCGCGGUGCUGGACUUGUUAUGACACAAAAGAAGUACUCUUUGGACUUGCUGCAGCGGGCUGGGAUGCUUAAGUGUAAGACGACUACUACACCCAUGUCUUCCACUGACAAGAUUACUGCUGUUGAUGGUGAGCUUCUGUCUUCUGAGGAUGCGGCAAUCUACAGGAGUAUUGUUGGUGGUCUACAGUACUUGACGAUCACACGCCCAGACAUAUCUUAUGCUGUCAACAGAGUUUUUCAGUAUUUACAGGCGCCUCGCGACACUCAUUGGUCUGUUGUCAAGCGCAUAUUGCGCUAUGUUCGACUUACUGUGUCUUAUGGGCUUUCUAUACGACCGAAUCCCUAUGGGGUCCUCUCGGCGUAUUCUGAUGCGGACUGGGCUGGCAGUCCGGAUGACAGGCGAUCUACGGGGGGGGGGGACAUCUUCACCAAGCCAUUGCCUCUACCACAGUUUGAGGCCUGCAGGCACAAUCUUACCCUCCUCGAUUCUUUAGGAAGUGGCUAA
Molecule: messenger RNA, 651 nt
Organism: Lolium perenne
Lineage: Eukaryota; Viridiplantae; Streptophyta; Magnoliopsida; Poales; Poaceae
Source: RefSeq, a predicted model, not a curated record